UACGUUCAACAUUUGGUUGUAACAGCAGUGUUUUUGUCGAUUUAAAAGGCAUUUUACCGUGUAAGAAAACGUUAAAAACCUUCGAGAAGGAGAGAAUGAGAUACGGUCUACAAUUUGGGUUGAAUCGUUGAGGAUUUUGUGGCCGAGAAAGCGGCGAUCAAAGCUGAAAUAUGCCAGGGAUUGAUGCGAAUUUUUGUAGUCCGGUGAAAGAGAAUCUACUUUGUGGUCUGUGCGGAUUGCCUUUAAGAAAACCAGUACAGAUCUCGUCCUGUGGCCACCGAUUUUGUGAAUCCUGCCUAAACGAUCAUUUUGAACCCUUCACGAGCGAACAGGAGUUACGAUGCCCUGCUGACCAGCUCGAAGUCAAGCAUUCACAGGUCUAUCUCGAUGAAUCGUCUGGUAAAAAGAUCCAGUCUUUGACAGUCUUCUGUCGAUAUUGCAGCCAGGGCUGCAAGUGGAAAGGACCUUUGAGAAAGCUGAAGAGCCACCUGUCAACUUGUGAACACAGUGUGAUUGAAUGUUCCAACAAGUGCGGGGUGCAACUCAUGCGGAACCAACUUGAAGAACACGUUCGUAAUCUUUGCUCUAAUCGUUACGUAUCCUGUCCAAACUGUCGUCAGAAUAUUCCUCGCGAGGAACAUGAGAAACAUUCCCGAUCUUGCGGCAAAUCAGAAAACAGUUCGACCGCGAGUAAAUUACGUCAACAUAUCAAGAAUCUUGGUCGUUCGAAACAUGACUCAUUUAACCAACCCCGUAGCUUGUCCCAGGACCAGCCAAUGCGCGCCGCGUCGGAAUCCCGCGCGUUGAAUCGAAACAAGAGACACAAUCACAAUCGACGCAGGUCUCGCAACUCCUCUUUCGGUCGCGAGAUAAAUAUCCAGGAAACCUUGCAAGAAGAAGAGACCGCCCCAGACCUCCCGGAUUCCCCUCCUCCGUCCCAGACUCCGCCGCUGCGUCGGCGACCGGAGUACGGAAGUCAGGUCGUCUACAUGGGCUCCUCGAAUAACCCUCCUCCCCAGACAUCUACGGAACGCGAGCUGUUCACGUGUGUCUGCGGUGCUCUGAUGGCGAACGAGGAAAUCACGACGCACAUGUCUGAUGAGUGUCCGAAACGGCUGACGCUCUGUCAGUAUUGUAACAAACAAGUUGGCCAUUCUGAACUACAGGAGCACCUCAGAGAUUGUCCAAGGUUCCCUCUGAGUUGUCCGAAUAGCUGUGGCGUUCGUCAGAUUCCACGAGAAGAGUACACGAGGAAAGCUCUGACGAACGUAGCAAAUCGUAAACAAAACAGUGACAAAAUCGCAAAAGCGAGGACUGACUGA
Messenger RNA from Dendronephthya gigantea, 1322 nucleotides. Its product is annotated as TNF receptor-associated factor 4-like. The transcript is spliced from 8 exons. Bases 171 to 1322 code for a protein of 383 amino acids. Gene Ontology annotation, cellular component: plasma membrane signaling receptor complex. Gene Ontology annotation, biological process: positive regulation of JNK cascade; regulation of canonical NF-kappaB signal transduction; tumor necrosis factor-mediated signaling pathway. Gene Ontology annotation, molecular function: zinc ion binding. NCBI's taxonomy places the organism in Eukaryota, Metazoa, Cnidaria, Anthozoa, Malacalcyonacea, Nephtheidae. The record is from RefSeq and is a predicted model, not a curated record.